Molecule: messenger RNA, 337 nt
Organism: Staurois parvus
Lineage: Eukaryota; Metazoa; Chordata; Amphibia; Anura; Ranidae
Source: the annotation of a GenBank genome assembly
AGCCGAAGAUGUCGGCUCGGUCAUGUGAUCAGCUGUAUCCAAUCACAGCUGAUCACAUGGGACAUCUGCACUGAUCAUCAGGGCACUGAUGAUCAGUGUGCCCUGAUGAUCAGUAUAGCUCCAGCAGUGCCACCUGUCAGUGUCCAUCAGUGCCUUGUGUCAGUGCUCAUCAGUGCCUCGUGCCAGUGCCCAUCAGUGCCACAUCAAUGCCACAUAUCAGUGCCUACCAGUGCACAUCAAUGCCACAUAUCAGUGCCCAUCUGAGCUGCCUUUCUGUGUCACCAAUCAGUGCCACCUAUCAAUGCCAAUCAGUGCCGCCUAUCAGUGCCAGUCAGUG